This is a messenger RNA of Sphenostylis stenocarpa, 1140 nucleotides long. The record is from the annotation of a GenBank genome assembly. NCBI's taxonomy places the organism in Eukaryota, Viridiplantae, Streptophyta, Magnoliopsida, Fabales, Fabaceae.
AUGGAGAACGUGUGUGAUGUUAAUCACUUGGAUGCUGACGUUCUUUUGCCUCCUCGUAAGCGUCUUCUUGCAGGAUUAAAAAAACAGAGCUCAGAUGGUGAUGCUGCCGCAUCUCCAUCUCUGGUUGUUGCUUCUUGUGUUACAGUUUCCGAGGCUGCUUCCUCUUCACCAUCUUCCUAUUCUGGUGAAUUUGAAGCCAGGCUUAAGAAUUUGUUGAAUUCUCAUCCCACUAACCCUAACCUUACUCCUGAUGAGGUUGUGGAGGCUUCAAAGGCUGUAGCAGUGGCUGCAGCUAAAGCUGCAAAGGCUGCAAGAGCCGCAGCUGAGGAAAAGGCCGAGAUAGCAGCGAAGGCAGUGGCAGCUGCCAAGAGAGCUUUGGAUUUGGUUGCCUCUUUCUCUGAAGAGGCAGCGAUUGGCAAGGAACGAAAUCCGAAGAAGAACAAGUUCAAGAAGCAUCUCCCAGUUCAUCUCUUGUACAAAAAAAACCAACCCAUUGAAAAUUGUGGGACGGACGAAGAAUUGGCCCGGAAGUUGCAUCGGGCCAUGAACAGUUCUCCUAGAAUCUCAAAAAAUUCUCCAAAUUCAGACUCAAAAGGCAGUAAACACAAAAGGUCUAAGAACUCUUCGAGUUUUGAAAUGACUGAGGUUUCUGAUUCCCGUGUGGUAAUUGGGCAGGAUUGCUUAUCUUUGAACAAUGGGCAUGCAGUGGUGGGUAAGGUUGAUUCUGAAGGCUCCGUUCAAGACGUGUGUUCAAGCAAGGAAGAUAAGAAGCGAUUCAGAUAUGAUAGAUCUAGCCAAAUGGAGGCAAUAGAUAAUGGGGAAGCAGAGUCAAGCCAGUCAAAGGAGAAAAAUUCAGAAGAUUUGUCUUCUAUAGGUAAGAAGAGAGGAAGGGUGAAGCUAAAGAAGUUGUCAUUAAGCAUUUGCACUUCCAAAGAUAGGGCACAGCCAAAGGAAUGUGUGAGAGCUAGAAGUGCUCCAUUGACUGAGAUGAAUGCAGGCAAUCACAUUGGUAAUAUACCGUUGUUUCCUUUGGAGUCAUCCACUGACAGAGUGAUGCAAAUUGAGGCCACAUCAACAUGCAAAUGCCAGGAGUUCAAGUCACCGGCAUGUAUCAAACAAAGUAAAGCUGUGCAAUCAUAA